AUGGCUGUUUGCAGUAUUUUCCUUGUCAAGAAAUUCACUCUACUCUAUCCAUGCCCAUCUGUAUGUACACGAUCCACCACGUGCUCUGUCCACCAAUUCGCGUACAGCAACCUUUCGGGAUGGGGCCUCCUUGCCUUCUUCCUCAGCUGCAGCUCUCUCGACCACAAUGAUAGACUUCACGGCGCUGGUCUCCCUCUUCUUCGUCCUCCUCAUCCUCAAGCUGGUCACCGGCCGCUACGCAUCGCCCACCCGCGGCUCGCCCGCGCCCACGGCCCGCUCAUGCUCCUCCGCCUCGGCGCCGUGCCCACGCUCGCCGUCUCCUCCGCCGAGGCCGCCAGGGAGGUGAUGAGGACCCACGACGCCGCCUUCGCCAGCCGCCACCUCAGCGCCACGCUCGACAUCAUCACCUGCGGCGGCAAGGGCGUCCUCUUCUCCCCCUACGACGACCGCUGGCGCGAGCUCCGCAGGGUCUGCGUGCAGGAGCUCUUCAGCCAGCGCCGCGUGCUCUCCUUCCGCCCCGCCCGGGAGGACGAGGUCGCGCGCCUCCUGCGCGCCGUCUCCGACGGGUGCCGCGGCGGCCGUGCCGUCAACCUCGGCGAGAAGAUGUGCCGCAUGACCACCGACUCCGUGGUGCGCGCGGCCAUAGGCGAGAGGUGCGACCACCGCGACGAGUUCCUUCACGAGCUCGACGUGGCCGUGCGGCUCACCGGCGGCAUCAACCUCGCCGACCUGUACCCCUCGUCGCGGCUCGUGCGCCGGCUCAGCGUCGCCGCGCGGGACAUGGUCAAGUGCCAGAGGAACAUCUACCGCAUCGUGCAGAGCAUCAUAAAAGAACGAGCCGGCGCGCCGGAGCCAGAGAGAGAUGAGGACCUGCUCGGCGUCCUCCUCAAGCUGCAGAAGGACGGCGGCCUGCAGUUUGAACUCACCACCGAGAUCAUCACAGCCGUCAUUGUGGACAUUUUUUCUGCCAGGAGCGAGACAUCGUCGACGACCUUAGAGUGGGCCAUGUCGGAGCUUAUGAGAAACCCACGGGUGCUACAUAAGGUGCAGUCGGAGGUGAGAGAUGCCUUCAAGGGAAAAGAUAAGCUCGCCGAGGAAGACAUCGUCAAGGUGAGGCUGGGCUAUCUCCACCUAGUGAUCAAGGAGGCUCUAAGGCUGCACCCGCCGGGGCCGCUCCUGCUCCCACGGGAGUGUCGCGAGGCAUGUCGGGUGAUGGGCUACGACGUGCCCAAGGGCACCAAGGUGGUUGUGAACGUGUGGGCGAUGGGGAGGGACCACAUGUACUGGGGUGACGCGGAGGCAUUCAGGCCAGAGAGAUUCGAAAACAGCACCAUCGACUUCAAGGGAGCCGACUUCGAGUUCCUCCCAUUCGGAGCUGGCCGGAGGAUGUGCCCCGGCAUGUCGCUCGCGAUGGCCAACAUGGAGUUGUCGCUAGCUAGUCUCCUUUUCCACUUUGAUUGGGAGCUGCCCUGUGGCAUGAGGCCCGAAGAUAUGGACAUGACAGAGACUUUCGGUAUCACAGCGAGAAGGAAGUUCAAGCUCUCGGUGCACGCAAAAUCCCACGUCCCAUGUGGAAAUUGA
Molecule: messenger RNA, 1581 nt
Organism: Triticum turgidum subsp. durum (durum wheat)
Lineage: Eukaryota; Viridiplantae; Streptophyta; Magnoliopsida; Poales; Poaceae
Source: the annotation of a GenBank genome assembly